Molecule: messenger RNA, 1941 nt
Organism: Phoenix dactylifera (date palm)
Lineage: Eukaryota; Viridiplantae; Streptophyta; Magnoliopsida; Arecales; Arecaceae
Source: RefSeq, a predicted model, not a curated record
AUGUCUUCCUUCAAACGGUUAGUGCAAGUUCACUGUCCGGAGAUCUGCGUCCUUAGUGAGACCCGGCUAUCUGGUGAGGGGCUUGUAUGUCUGAGACGGCGCCUGGGGAGGGACUGGGAGACAUAUGCAGUCGAUUCCCAGGGGUUGUCGGGAGGUAUCCUGCUCCUGUGGAGGCGUGGGGUGGCGACCUUUGAUGUCUUCCACAACUGCCCCCAACAGGUAGUUAUGGUUGUAUCGGCACCUGAUGCUCCUCCGUGGGUUUUGUGUGGGGUGUAUGCGAGCACGGAUUACAGGAUUAGGAGAGUCCUCUGGCAGGAGAUUACCAGUCUCACUGCCCAGGGUUUUCCGACAGUUGUAGUUGGUGACUUCAAUUGCAUCCUAAGUUCGGGUGACAAGAGGGGAGGGGCAGCCUUCAUGGAUAGAGUGGACAGGAGGGAGUUUCGCGAUUUUGUGUCACGUACGGGCCUGGUGGACUUAGGUUUCUCAGGACCUCAGUUUACUUGGUACAAUAAUCAGCUCGGCAGUGCUAGGAUUUGGGAGCGUCUGGACUGGGCCUUUGCGUCCCCAGACUGGUUUCUUCUUUUUCCUACCUGCAGGGUUAGUCACUUACCUCGGAUCGCCUCGGACCAUUGCCCCCUGCUGAUUUCCACAUCAUUGGGACCCAGGCAUUACAGCCCCUUCCGCUUUGAGAAGGUUUGGCUAUCGUACCCCCAGUCCUGGGAUAUUGUACGUGACGCAUGGCGCCUCCCGGUGCGUGGAGAUGCUAUGCACCAGGUGUCGCGCAAACUAGAGUUGGCCAAGAGGUAUCUCCGGCGAUGGAACCGCGAGGUUGUGGGCAAUAUCUUCCGGAGAGUAGAGGGGGUUGAGACCGCGAUCACCGAGUUGCAGUCGAAAGAAGAUUUGGAAGGUACGCUUUCGAUGAACGAUAUGGGUGACCUUCGAGGGUUCCUAGCGACUCACCAUUCUCUACUACGACAGCACGAGAUCUUCUGGCGACAGAAAUCUCGAGUCCAGUGGGUGCGUGAGGGUGACCACAAUACUAGUUUCUUCCACCGGACUACGAUUAUUCGGAGGCAGCGGAGCACGAUCCACUCGCUGCGAGAUAGGUCUGGAUAUCGGGUGGAAGGUGAGCCCUCCAUUCGUCAGAUCUUGUUGGAUUUCUUCCGCACCAGAUGGAUGGAGGAGGAGGAUUCCGAAGAUAGUAACCCCCUCCCUCCUCCAAGGGUGGAUGUGAGGAUCGAGGAUGAUGAGAACGCAGCCCUGGUCCGACCGGUGUCGGCACAGGAGACAGCGGUGGUAGAGGCUAUUCAGUGCUUCUUCUCCCAGGCGGUGAUGCCGGGGGAUUGGAAGGCUACCUUCAUCACGCUCAUUCCGAAGCGUCAGGAGGCGGCGGAGCCCUGUCACUUCAGACCCACUAGUUUGUGUACAACCUUGUAUAAGAGGGUGUGUGCCCGUAGGGAGAUGGAGGCCUAUGUUCCCGCCCCGGGGGCUAGUCCUCUUUCCCACUUACUUUUCGCUGACGAUUGUCUUCUUUUAACCAGGGCGCGGGUUUCUGAUGCACGGGUCCUUCGUAGGGUGGUAGCAGAUUACUGCAUGGCGUCGGGCCAGAGAGUUAACUUCCAAAAGUCAGCUGUUCACUUCAGUCCGAGUACGGAGAGCAGGGUCAGACAGGAGAUUCGUGGGAUUCUACAGAUUCCUGAACAGGAGGAGACAUUGACCUACCUGGGAGUUCCCAUCACAGGCCGCAGAUUACGGGUGGCAGAGUGCUCCAGCCUGGUGCAGCGGGUAGAGAGCAGGUUGGAGGGAUGGAGAGCAGCUUCCCUAUCUAUGAUGGGGAGACUGACCUUGAUCAGAUCAGUGUUGGGGUCCAUGCCAGUUUAUCUCAUGGCCAACACUGUGGUUCCGAAGACGACCUUACUGAGGGUCGAGCGACUGCUGUGA